GUGCAAACACGGUUGUGUUGCAGAUUGAUUUGAUUUGAUAGAUGGGUAUGGAUUUGUUAUGAAUAUUAUUGUGAUUUAAAAUUUAAUAGUAUUAAAUAGUAUUUAAAUAGUAACUACUAACUACAUACUACUGGGUUAGAACUACCGAGUAGUUUUUAUUUCAUUAAUCUAAUAGACUUUCUGAAUUUCAACAUUAAAGUUUUACCUAUUAAUGCGUGUAUAACAAUAUCAGGAAGUAUAAAUAUUCUCGUAAUGUCGUCAAUCAUGAUGGACGAUAGUGGAAUAGACAGUGAUACUACAAAGCGUCAUAAAACCACAAUCGAAGAAAAUGACAGAAACAGUGACGAGGAUAGCAACACAAGUGAUUGCUCGAUGAGAGUUACAAAACCUUCAUUUUUUCAGAAAAAAUUGGAACAAUAUGCUAAACCAGGCUUGAUGGAGUACAACCAAAUGGCUGUUCCGACCAGUAAAUCGUCCAAGAUAGAUAAAUUGCCAGUGUUAGUAGAUUGGGAUUCAUCUGACAGUGAAAUGGAAAUACGUUUUUUUCCUGGACCAAAGGCUAGGCAAACAUUGAGUGAUACUUUCAGUCUACAAGAAUUUCAUGGAUCUAUAGAAUCUGAAGAUUUAGAUUUGAUACCACCACAACAUACAACUAAAACCGAUAAUCAAUGUUGCAGUUUGGUUUUGCAGAGGUGUGCAAUUCUUUGAGAUCUUAUACUAAUUUUAAUUAACUAACAUAACUUCCACAAAAAUAUAUGACAUACAUUUUAUAUAAAAUAAAUCAAACUUACCAAUAAGCAUUGUGUUUACCAGCUAUAGUAAUAUUGACUGAUGUUAGAAGCUGCAGUGACCGAUGCUGAUAUCGUUUAUGAAUGUUUAAUUAUUGUGUUUCUUCUGUUAUGUCAAUAAAUAAUGUUAUUAAAAUA
Messenger RNA from Metopolophium dirhodum (rose-grain aphid), 926 nucleotides. RefSeq lists its product as uncharacterized. The record is from RefSeq and is a predicted model, not a curated record. The coding region runs from base 253 to 708 and encodes 151 amino acids. The transcript has 5 exons. Lineage: Eukaryota; Metazoa; Arthropoda; Insecta; Hemiptera; Aphididae.